Molecule: messenger RNA, 987 nt
Organism: Nannospalax galili (Upper Galilee mountains blind mole rat)
Lineage: Eukaryota; Metazoa; Chordata; Mammalia; Rodentia; Spalacidae
Product: putative vomeronasal receptor-like protein 4
Biological process (GO): G protein-coupled receptor signaling pathway
Cellular component (GO): membrane
Molecular function (GO): pheromone receptor activity
Source: RefSeq, a predicted model, not a curated record
AUGUCCUCAUUAAAUAACGUCCUUUAUUUCCAAGCCAGUCUUGGAAUCUUAGCCAAUAUAUUUCUCUUUUUCUUUUAUAUGUGCACAAUCCUACGUCAUGGGCACAAGCCCAUAGACCUGAUCUUCUGUCAGCUGACUUUUAUCCACAUAAUGAUGGUCCUCACUGCAAUGGAUAGUUGGUUUACAGAUGUACUUGAGUCUCUGAACUUUGGGAAUGACUUCAACUGUAAGGCAAUUUUUUACAUAAAUAGGGUGAUGAGAGGCCUUUCCAUCUGCACCACCUGCCUCCUGACUGUGUUUCAGGCUGUGACCAUCAGUCCCAAUACCUCCUUGUUGGCAAAAUUUAAACAUAAACUAAAAAGAUAUAUGAUCCAUGUUUUCUUCUGUAUUUGGUCUCUCAAUUUAUCUUUCAGUAGUAACCGGAUCUUCUACGUUGGUGCUAUUACCAACACAAGUGAGAUCAACCAGUUGAAAGUCAGUAAAUAUUGCUCACUUUUCCCCAUGAACAAAAUCAUCAGGGAGUUGAUUUUAACACUGACAACCUGUAGGGAUGUAUUUCUUGUAGGAGUUAUGCUGACCACAAGUACAUACAUGCUGCUUAUCUUGUACAGACAUCAAAGGCGACACCAGCAUCUCCACAGCUCCAACUCCAGAGCCUCCCCUGAGAAAAGGGCCACCCAGACCAUCCUGCUUCUGGUGGGUUUGUUUGUGGUCAUGUACUGGGUAGACUUCAUCAUCUCAUUGGCCUCAACCCUGUUAUGGGUGUACAAUCCUGUCAUCCUGACUUUUCAGAAGUUCGUACUCAACAUCUAUCCCACAUUUAGUCCUUUGAUACAAAUCAGUUCUGAUAAAAGAGUAAAGUAUGCUGAAAAGCAUGCAGUCUAAGUGCCAUCAGUUUUAAAAAAUGCUCAUUAUUUUUUCCCUAAAAAACAGUUUCUUCUGACUCUGGUUAUUGUCCAGGUGGCAAGAAUUUUAAGUAAAAUCUGA